Temnothorax curvispinosus is the source of this 2553-nucleotide messenger RNA. RefSeq names its product succinate dehydrogenase [ubiquinone] flavoprotein subunit, mitochondrial-like. Gene Ontology annotation, biological process: tricarboxylic acid cycle; mitochondrial electron transport, succinate to ubiquinone. The record is from RefSeq and is a predicted model, not a curated record. NCBI's taxonomy places the organism in Eukaryota, Metazoa, Arthropoda, Insecta, Hymenoptera, Formicidae. Gene Ontology annotation, molecular function: electron transfer activity; flavin adenine dinucleotide binding; succinate dehydrogenase (quinone) activity. The coding region runs from base 205 to 1833 and encodes 542 amino acids. The transcript is spliced from 10 exons.
UAUCCUUUGAUAGACCACUGCUAUGACGUGGUAAUAGUAGGAGCGGGAGGCGCAGGAUUAAGAGCGGCCUUUGGCCUCGGUAAAAAGGGAUACCGUGUGGCAGUGGUAUCAAAACUCUUCCCAACUAGGUCACAUACCGUCGCUGCCCAAGGUGGCAUAAACGCUGCUAUCGCCGACGAGAAGAAAGACAAUUGGCUGUACCACAUGUAUGAUACAGUGAAGGGAUCCGACUGGCUGGGCGAUCAGGAUGCUAUACAUCUGCUCACGAGGGAAGCAUCUCGAGUGGUCUACGAGCUCGAAAAUUACGGCUGUCCAUUUAGUCGGACGGAAGACGGUAGGAUCUACCAGCGUGCUUUUGGCGGCCAGUCGUUGGAAUUUGGCAAAGGCGAACAGGCUAAGCGAACCUGCGCCGUCGCCGACCGAACCGGCCACGCGCUGCUUCACACCCUCUACGGCCAGAGUCUUCGCUACGACGUGCAUUAUUUCAUCGAGUAUUUCGCCCUGGACUUGCUCAUGCACGGCCGAUGCUGCAAAGGUAUUCUGGCCUGGGAAUUGGAGACUGGACUUCUGCAUCGAUUCAGGGCUCAUCAUACAGUGAUUGCAACGGGUGGUGCUGGAAGAUGUUACUUCUCCUGUACCGCGGCGCACGCCUGCACCGGCGACGGCAUGGCGAUCGCGUGUCGAGCGGGAUUGCCGUUGCAGGACAUGGAGUUCGUUCAGUUUCACCCGACCGGCAUUUACGGCAGCGGUAUACUCAUAACCGAGGGCAGCCGGGGAGAAGGCGGCAAACUCGUCAACUCCGCGGGAGAAUUCUUCAUGGAAAAGUACGCGCCGGUGGCUAAGGAUCUAGCCUCUCGCGACGUUGUGUCGAGAGCUGUGACCGCCGAAAUACUGGACGGAAGGGGCGUCGGGGAGAGGAAGGAUCACAUUUAUUUGCAGUUGCAUCAUCUGCCGGCCGAGCUGAUACACGAGAGGCUGCCCGGAAUUUCGCACCUCGCCUGGGUGUUCGCCGGCGUGGACGUGACGAAGGAACCGAUCCCCGUGAUUCCCACGGUGCAUUAUAACAUGGGUGGCGUGCCUACAAAUUGGCGUGCCCAAGUAUUAACGAGAGAAAACGAGGAAGACAGACCGAUCGAAGGCCUCUGGGCAGCCGGCGAGACCGCGUGUGCGUCCGUUCACGGUGCUAAUCGCCUGGGUGCUAACAGCCUCCUGGAAAUUGUCGUCUUCGGCAAAGCCAUCGCCGACCAGAUCGACUGUAUCGCCAGGCCUGGCGAACGUCACGAGGAUCUGUCAUCAGACAUCGGCGAGCAGUCGAUUUGUCGCUUCGACGCGACCCGUUAUGCAAAAGGCUGCGUUCCCGUUGCCGAGCUGCGCGACGAGAUGAGACAUACGAUGCAGAAAUACUGCGGGGUACUAAGGACCUGCGAUAUUUUGCAGCGCGCUUGCAGGGAGAUGUCCCGUCUCUACACCUGCGAUCUGCCAGACUUAUGCGUGCAAGAUCAGUCCCUCAUUUGGAACACCGAACUCGUCGAGGCCUUGGAGCUGCAAAACAUGAUGCUCGUAUGCAUGCACAUCGUAUACGCGGCCGAAAAUCGAAAGGAGUCGAGAGGCGCGCACGCCAGGGAAGACUAUAAGGACAGAGUUGAUGAAUAUGACUAUACAAAACCGCUCGAGGGACAGAAGAAACGACCUUACACGGAACACUGGCGUAAGCAUACGCUUACUUGGGCUCAGGAUGAUGGAACGAUUUACAUUUCUUAUCGGCCCGUUAUCGACACUACUCUAGACGAAACCGAAGCCCAGCACGUGCCUCCUGCAAUUCGCGCAUAUUGACCCAAGAAAUGAGUAAUCGCCAGUAGCCGGAUAAUUGGAAACGUAAUGGAAACGCGAUGCAAUUAUGAAUCUAAGUCGGCUGUCGCGUUAUCUCGCUAAUCCCGCAUAUUGGGAGCCAGGCAUACGAAAUACGUAAAGUAGAUACUUACCAUCAGAAGUCGAGGAAUAUGCAACGAGAAAAUCGUCGAAAAACAUUUUUUCCUUAAAUAUAUUACUUUUAAAUAUUACUUCAUCUUACAAGGAUACCUUGCAUAAAUUGCCUCGCACGCGACACGCGUCGAUUUACAGUAGUAGUUUACUGGCAAAAAUAAUUAAUGCCUAUGUCAAUUUAAUUUGUAACGAAGAAAGCGAAUCAAAAAAGUCGCAUUUCUUAAAAGCAAUUUUAGUAAAACGUUCCUUCGAACUUUGUUUGCCGGAGCUGAGGCUGAUAGAGAAAUUAUGCAAGAAUGUUGAUGAAACUUCAUAAUCGUCUCCUUUUCUUUUGUUUUUAUAUGGAGGAGACAUCGAGCAUGGUCAUGGUUCAACAUGUUUCAGCAACGUCACUACAUCCGCAACCUAGUUUCGUAAGAGAUAAAGCGUUAAUUACCUUCGCUGAUAGUAUAAUUACGACAUUGCGCUGAUAAAUGCUCUCAAUAAACUUUUUACAGACGACAUAUAUAAAUUUUCACUAACUUUAUGUAAUAUUCUAUUAAAUAUCCAUGUUAGGUAUGCAUGCCUGCA